GCAGAAUUCACUGCCAAAUUCGCUUUGUCAUCAAUUGCCAUGGACAUUUUCUGGUUUGUCCUACCUCUCAUCUUCUCCGUCGCUUUCACAGUCGUAAUCGCUUUCUCGCCAAAGAGAAACCUGCCGCCGAGUCCACUCGCUCUCCCCGUAAUCGGCCACCUCCACCUUAUCAAAACCCCGCUCCACCAAGCUCUCCAGACCCUCUCCGCCAAAUACGGACCUAUUAUGUACCUCCGCUUCGGCUGCCGCCACGUCCUCGUCGUCUCCUCCCCCUCCGCCGCCGAGCAGUGCCUCUCCGACCACGCCGACGUUGUGUUCGCAAACCGGCCUGCGUCUCUUGCCACCAAAUACCUUAGCUACAACAACACCUCCCUCGGCUUCGCGCCUUACGGCGACCACUGGCGCAACCUUCGCCGCCUCACCUCCACCCUGAUCUUCUCCUCCGUCAGCCUCCACCGCUCCGCCGCUGUCCGCAACCAGGAGGUCCGCUGUCUCGCACGGAAGCUCUUCCAAGGCUGCAGCGGAUCCAUCGCAACCAAUAGAAAAAUCAAUUUGAGUCGUAUGCACUACGAAUUGUUGCUGAACGUGAUGACGGCGACCAUCGCCGGAAAGCAGUGCUGUAUGUUGGACGGAAUGCCUGAUGUUACUACCUUCACGAAUAUGUGCGAUUAUAUACCCGUGUUGAGGUGGGUUGGUUUCAAGGGCAUGGAGAAGAAUUUGGUAAAUAUACACAGAAAGAGAGAUGAGUUUGUUCAGAUCCUGCUGGAUGAAUACAGGCGAAACCGAGAUGGUUUUUCUUCGAAUAAAGAGAGGAAGAUGAUGAUUGAACACAUGCUGUCGCUGCAAGAAGCCGAACCUGAAUACUACACCGAUAUCCUCAUCAAGGGUCUUCUGCAGAUAAUGUACACAGCAGGAACCCACACAACAUCGAUCACAAUGGUAUGGGUCAUGUCGCUGCUGCUAAACCAUCCAGAGGCCAUGGAGAAAGCCAGAAAAGAAAUCGACAACAACGUAGAGCAAGGACGCCUGCUGGAGGACGACGAUCUCCCAAAACUGCCUUAUCUAAAGUGCAUCAUCAACGAGACACUUCGAUUAUUUCCCGUCGCACCCCUUCUACUCCCUCACGCUUCAUCCCAGAGUUGCACUAUCGAGGGCUUCGACAUUCCAGAGGGAACGAUGAUGUUCGUAAACGCCUGGGCGAUCCAUCGAGACCCUGGCUUGUGGAACGAGCCCGACAAGUUCAGGCCGGAGAGGUUUGAAGGGUUUGGAGACGAAAAACGGUGCUUCAAGUUCAUCCCUUUUGGGAUGGGGAGGAGGGCUUGCCCGGGGGCGAGCAUGGGGAUGCGAAUCAUGGGGUUGGCUUUAGGCUUGCUGAUUCAGUGCUUCGAGUGGGAGAGGGUUAGGGAUGAAGAGUUGGUGGACUUGACGGCGGCAAGUGGCGGGCCGACGUUGAGGAAGGCUGAGCCGUUGGAAGUCAUGUAUCGACCUCGCUCCACCAUGCUUGGGCUGCUUUCUCAGCUUUGAAUAUAUAUAUAUAUAUAUAUAUAUAGCUACCGGGCAGGGCAAGACGCCACCACAAUAAGGCUUUUGAGUUCCUUCUUCCUAGCCAAUUUGAUGGAGUCCUUUCUUGUCUUUUUCUUUUUUGGGCUAAGUAUCAUGGACUGCUUUAUUGGCAUGACCGCCCUUGCGCGGCUCAUGGAGUGCUUUCUAAGAGUGCGCGCGCGCACGCGUGCAUAUGUUUUUUGUCUUAAAAAAUAUAUAAUUAAAAUUUAUAAAAAAUAAUCUCAA
This is a messenger RNA of Diospyros lotus (date-plum), 1788 nucleotides long. RefSeq names its product cytochrome P450 81C13-like. Lineage: Eukaryota; Viridiplantae; Streptophyta; Magnoliopsida; Ericales; Ebenaceae. The record is from RefSeq and is a predicted model, not a curated record. Gene Ontology annotation, molecular function: heme binding; oxidoreductase activity, acting on paired donors, with incorporation or reduction of molecular oxygen; iron ion binding. The transcript is spliced from 2 exons. The coding region runs from base 40 to 1524 and encodes 494 amino acids.